Plasmodium gallinaceum is the source of this 2367-nucleotide messenger RNA. Its product is annotated as conserved Plasmodium protein, unknown function. Gene Ontology annotation, molecular function: translation initiation factor binding; translation initiation factor activity; guanyl-nucleotide exchange factor activity. The transcript has 2 exons. The coding region runs from base 1 to 2367 and encodes 788 amino acids. Gene Ontology annotation, cellular component: eukaryotic translation initiation factor 2B complex. The record is from RefSeq and is a predicted model, not a curated record. NCBI's taxonomy places the organism in Eukaryota, Apicomplexa, Aconoidasida, Haemosporida, Plasmodiidae.
AUGAAAAAAGAAAUUGAUUUUAACAUUUGUUAUGGAGAAGAAAAGCAAAAUUUAAUAGGGUUAUUAAUUGAAAAUAAUUUUGAUGACAUAUAUGAUCCGUUAACUACUGAAAGUUUAAGAUUUUUUUUGCCUUUAAAUGGGGUAUGCUUAAUUGAUUUCCAAUUACACUUUUUCAAACAAAAUAAUAUAAAAAAAAUAUAUGUAGUUGUAACUCAUCAUGAAAAGGAAUUAUUAAAUUAUAUUGAAAAGUUUCAAAAGAGUAAAAAAAAAUAUAGUGACUUAGAUAUUGAAGUAAUUAAAAUGAAUAAAAAAAUAAAAACUUUAGGAGAUGCAUUAAGAGAUUUUAAAAAAUGUGUAGAAAUAUAUAACGACAUUUUAUUAUUACUUUCUGAUACUGUUCCAGUGGCUAAUAUAAAAGAAAUUAUUAAAGCUCAUUUUACUAAUAAAGAAAAAUGCAAGAAUCAGAUAAUGACUCUUAUAUUAUCUCAUUAUACAUAUGAAAAUAGAUCACUCAAUGAUGACUAUGUAAUUGCUUAUGAUAACUUUACUUUCAAACUUUUGUUAUUUGAACCUUUAAAAAACAAAAAUAAUUUAAUUUUAACUAAAGAAAUAUUGAAUGAGAUAAAUACUAAAGAAAAAAAAAAUAACAAAAAUCAAGAAAAAAACUUAAACAUAAAUAGUAAAGAAUCAACUAAUAAUUCUCAUAAUCAAAACACGUUAACUGAUUCUAUAAGAAUUGCAUAUGAUUUAACAUUGCCUAACAUUUUUAUUAUUACACCUCAAGUUUUCAAAUUAUUUGAAGAUAAUUUUGAUUAUCAAUGUAUGCGUAAAGAUUUUAUUUAUAAUAUAUUAAAUCAAGAAAUUAAGUUAGAAGAAAUAUAUGUACACGAAUUAAAUGAUGAUUAUAACUACACAGAGUGUAAUAAUAUAAUAACUACCUUGUCAGAUUUUAGAAUUUAUUUCAAUUUUUUUAAAAAGUUAAUUGAAAGAAAUGUUCAUCCGUUUUUUUCAAAUGCUAAUUAUCUUCUCCCAGAAUUCCCAAAGGUUAUUUAUAAUGAACCUGGUGUAUACAAAUCAAAAAAUGUUAUCAUUGAUCACUCAUGUAAACUACUAAAAAUAGUAUUAAUUGAAAGUCAUAGUGAAAUACUAGAAAAUUCAACUAUUGAAAAUUCAGUAAUUGGAAAGAAUUGUAAAAUAGGAAAAAAUGUAAGAAUUGUAAAUAGUAUCAUAGGUAGAAAUUCUAUAAUAAAAGAUAAUGUAGUUAUUUUAAGUUCUUAUAUAAGUGAAAAUGUUAUUAUAAAUGAUAAUGUUUUUAUAGAUGAAUGCUGUAUUAUAGGAAAAAACAUGAAUAUACCUUGUAAUAUUAAAAUAAACAAAUACAUGAGAUUAAGUGUAUAUAAAUAUUUAAAAGAGAAAAUGAAAUUAAAAAAAAAUAAUGAAAAGGAAGAUUUAAAUAAAAAUAUGAAAAGAGAAAAUGAUGAAAAUAAAAAUAAUGAAUCAAAUUUUCAAGAUGAUCUACAAAAUAAGGAAAAUCAUAUAAAUCAAGAGAAUAAUAAUUGUAAUAUUUUAAAUUCUGAACCAUUUGAAAUAAAUAAUUAUAUAGUUAAAACAAAAUAUUCGGAUGACCAAUUAAGGUUAUUUUCUUUAAUUGGAAAUUUGCAAAACUAUUUAAAUAUAAAAAUUCCAUGUUCUUCUUCAGAUAAUGAUUCACUAGAAGAAAGUGAUUAUUCAGACUAUUCCGUUUCUAAAAAUAAUAAGACAAUUAGUGAUGAUAAUAUAAGUUGUAAAGAAGAUGAAAUAAAUAACGAUUCUGUAAAUAUAGAUAAUGUAAACAAUUACUUCAGUAAUAUAAAUGAAGAAAAAGAAAAAAAUUCUUUUACAAAAGAAAUAUGUAUAUUAUGUAAAGAAGCUCUUGAAAAACCUCAAUUUAUGAGUCACAAAAUUUUAGAAAUGAAAAGUUUUAGACUUUCUUUAAAUUAUACAGAUUUAGAUGUUAUCAUAUCUUUCUUUCCAGUUGUUUGGGAAUUCAUUAAUAAAAUUAAUUUUGACAAAAACACGUGGGUAGAAAGUUUUGAUAAUUCUAAAUUAGAUUUAUUAUUUUCAUCCUUUAUAUUAGAUAAUCAAUUAUAUUACGAAACCAUCUAUGAUUUAAUAUUAAAUUUUUCAAAAAAACAAUUUUUAACUAAUAAUAUAAAAAAUAACAUAUAUGGAUCAGAUAAAUUAUGUAAUGCCUUUGAAUAUAUAUACCAUUCAGACAUAUUUGAAUUUAAUUAUUUUAAUGAAUGGAUGGAAAAAAAUGGAUCAGAUGAUUAUUUGAAAAAUAAUGAACGCUUAAAAGCAUUUGCAAAGUGGUUAUCAGAAGAAUAA